GAAGAAGAAGCCUCCCGGACAGCCGAUAGGUCAGCAGCACCGGUAGAAAUCAUUUUAGUGCAUUUUACUCAGUUGUCUGGGAAACCCGCCAUGUAUGAAUUAUCCGAUUAAAACUAUUUUUAUGCCGUUUGGUUUCAUGUCCAAGUCAAGGUGCGCGUAGCUUUUUGAGACAAAGAAGUAUCUAUUCGACCACCGGGAGCUUUUUACCGACUAAUCUCCGGAAGUUAAUUCAUUUUAAACUCAACCUGUAAGGUUAGUAAGUGGAGCGGUGGCGUUAUCUAAAAUGACCCAACAAGCUGCUGCUCUCCAGACCUACAACAAUGAACUUGUUAAGUGUAUUGAGGACUUGUCCUCCAAGCGGGACGAGUUGAACGGUCAGAUCAAGCAGGAGGAAGAGGAGAAGGAGCGGCUGCAGCACGACAUCCGAGUCCUCUCAGAGAAGCUGAGCCGAGUCGAGGAGAGCCUGUCACAGAGACUCGCCGCACGCGCUACUUUUGACCGCACCAUAGCAGAGACCGAGGCUGCAUACACCAAGAUCCUGGAGAGUUCUCAGUCUCUUCUGUGUGUCCUGAAGCGGGAGGCAGGAAACCUCAGUAAAGCCACAGAGACUCGGAGGAAAUAGCGUUGAUGUCGAUGAAAGGUCUCUGAACUCUCAUUGUAACCGCGACAACGCUCUUUAUCUGCCAUUAACAAAGUCUAAUCUCCUUGCUGGACCAUUUGUAAUAUACUUGAUUGAUUUAUUGUAAGUUCCUUAUUGUAAUAAAUGUGUUUCUUAUCAUUACAA
Messenger RNA from Labrus mixtus (cuckoo wrasse), 784 nucleotides. It is a transcript of the gene ssna1, whose product is annotated as Sjogren syndrome nuclear autoantigen 1. The coding region runs from base 284 to 622 and encodes 112 amino acids. The transcript has 3 exons. The record is from RefSeq and is a predicted model, not a curated record. NCBI's taxonomy places the organism in Eukaryota, Metazoa, Chordata, Actinopteri, Labriformes, Labridae. Gene Ontology annotation, cellular component: ciliary basal body; centrosome.